Messenger RNA from Gasterosteus aculeatus aculeatus (three-spined stickleback), 5752 nucleotides. RefSeq names its product vesicle-associated membrane protein 2 (gene vamp2). The record is from RefSeq and is a predicted model, not a curated record. Gene Ontology annotation, cellular component: membrane. Gene Ontology annotation, biological process: vesicle-mediated transport. Lineage: Eukaryota; Metazoa; Chordata; Actinopteri; Perciformes; Gasterosteidae.
AUCCACAUGUAACAUGCGACACGAGUCCCAACGACGGCGCACGUAGACUCAAAACAACAAAACGCCGCGUCCGCAGUCCGCCGGUCACCCAUUUCAAACGCGAAACCCGACUCGAUUGACGUCACCGUUUUUUCCCUUUUUUUUUCGUGUCCACCUUAAUCCGGCGGCCGCGUGUCACGCCUUCCAUUACUGCGCGGACCCUGACAGCAGCGGGCUCUCGGUUUCAGCCUGCAGGUGCAGCAUCGCCGUAGAAACAGGAAGACGGCGGAGGAGCACUUGUGUUGCGAACGGCACGCUCACGCACACGCACACGCACGCACGCAACCCCCGCGGCUCACACCGAAGCCAGCUGCGCCUCCGAGGCCACACGGGCACAAUAAGCGACCGCAGGGCGCCACAGGGUAGCGAGGAGCGCAGAAGGCAAUCCCCGAUCCAUCUGCCAGCCACUCAGCGCGCGCUCACCAGUCUCCAGUCCGGAUUUCGAGCACAGCUGUCCAGCCGAUACCACCAGGAAAAUGUCUGCCCCAGCUGGAGCCCCUGCACCAGAGGGAGGGAAUCAGCCCCCCAACCUCACCAGCAACCGUCGUCUGCAGCAGACGCAGGCACAAGUGGAUGAGGUGGUGGAUAUCAUGCGUGUAAACGUGGACAAGGUUCUGGAGCGUGAUCAGAAGCUGUCAGAACUGGACGAUAGGGCUGACGCCCUGCAGGCUGGAGCCUCUCAGUUUGAGACCAGUGCUGCUAAACUGAAGAAUAAAUACUGGUGGAAGAAUGCCAAGAUGAUGAUUAUCAUGGGUGUGAUAUGCGUGAUUAUCCUCAUCGUCAUUAUUGUGUACUUCAGCACCUAAGAAGAGUUGCUCCUACCCCAGUCUAAUCCUUCCUUGCUACAGAAGAAAACCCCUUAAAUUAAUAACAAAAUUAACCAUGAUAACCCAUUUAUUAUAUAUAUAUAUCCCGAUUAGCUUCGAUAUAUAUUCAUCCUAAACCUUCAGGGCGCCAUGGCUCCCCCACUUCCACCACCUCGCCUCCGGACCCCCGUCGAUAUUUGUCCCGUGAGUGUGUGGCCCUCUCUCCUUUCUGGGUACUCUUGGCUUUUCUAACCUGCCAUACUGAGAACCAAACACUUGUGACGAUGCAACAACAGAAAAGGAAGCAAUGAUUGGCGAUAAUUGUUACAUAACUGAUAUAUAGUUCUUUGUAGAGUUUUAUUCUGAUAUAUACUGUUUUGUAGGUGUGUGUGUACGUGUGUGGGUGUGUGUGCGUGUGUGUGUGCUUUUUGUAUUUUUUAAUUUUUUGUAUUAAUUUUACGUAUGCUUCAGCGUUAACUACUGCCUAUUAAUCAAAGUGUGUAUCCUGCAUGUGAUCAUCAUCGGUCCGUCCCCGUGCUUACCCCCUCUUUUCGAUGUAUUUUUACUAAGUGGAUUUUUCUGUUACAUCUGAUACUCGUGUCCACUGAGAAAGUCCAAAAUAAGCCACAGAACUAAAUCUUGUUCUGAAAGGAUAACAUAAAAUUACCAAAAUUUGAGCUAUUACACAGACACAAUUUCCCCUGAGAAUGCCGCAGGUUAAUCUUACCUCCGCUCCAGAUUUCUGUGACUUGAUGCCGUCGAGGAUUUCAAGUCUUCGCUUCUUUGGUGACUUUCUGAAUUUGAGUUAAUGCUCAAUCAUAUUGAUCAAACGUACAAAUAAUGCAUGAAUUGUUUAACUUAUUCCUAUUAAUCAUUAUUUUACAGCCCUCUUCAUCUGAGUGUCUCAUUUCUCUCUCUCCAUUUCACUCUAAAAACUCAUUUUUAACUCCCCAUCACUUAUGUCCGUCAGCAUGCUUGAACACCUCAAUUUCUUCUGAACAUUUCUAAAACUGCCAUAGUACAGUCGGACCAAUGUCUGUAGAUGUUUCUUUUUCAUUUAUAUAUUACGUAGUGUCUUAUUUCGAAAACAUUCCUUCAUUGCAAUUUAGUGCAAAUGGUCUUACCGUAGCACAAGUAAGUGUAAGUAUCUUUAAAAAAAAAUAAUACACGUGAUGAAACUUUUGUGGAAAACGUCGGUCAUACAAACCAUAGGGAAAAAAAAUUGUGAAUAGCAGUGAGGGUACAUUCUGGAUCGAUAGGAUUAGACUUUCAAUCUGUCCAAAUUAUUUUCUUUUGUAAUAUGAGUGAUGUUCUCUUAACAUUACACGUAGGUUACAGUAUACUGUGGAGAAGUCAUUCAUGUCAAACUGUGGAUAUGGGCUGAAAAAACCCAAUUCUAAUGCAUAAAAGGGGGCUGUUGCCUAAAUCGAUUAGUUUCCAUAAAGCAAAGGUUAAUCCUUACUGGCCUGUUACCUGCGUGGACACUGAAAAGCCUUCGUCUCCAGGCACUUCUAUUGGUUAGCAUAGAACAUUACCAGUCAAACCUACCUUCCAACUUUUAGUCCGUGCGGGGGGGUGGUGGUUGACUGAAGAAAGGAAAUCUGUUUAAAAUGCACAAACAAUCUUGUUUUUGAUGGCGCUGUCUGGCUGGUCAAUAGCCUGGCCGAAGGCGAUCCUCAUGCAGCAAAACCUCUCCACACAAAGAGCACAUAAAGGAAAGCGAUCAUUCAGCCUUAUUUGAAAAUCCAGGAACAGGGACAGUUGGUCAAGUAACUUUGGGGUAGGCUCAGAAAUGUACUGUCAAAGGUCAGCGAUAAGCAGCGCGAGAAGCACUUCUAUAUAAAAAAAAAUAGUGGCACUCCUAAAAAAAGAUUGUCUUUGCCAGCGCGGUGGUUCUGUCUCAGUGUGUCUCCCUAUAGUUAAGGCCUUUUUUCUUUUUUAAAUACAAUAGAUUCUAUUUUUAUUAUAGUAUAUUUUUGUGUGAUACAGACAGGUAAAGAGGAAAUGUGCAAUCAGUACCAUUUGCUGCAGCAGCAUUUAAACUCCUCUUCACCUCAGUCUGGUGUGUUUUUUGUAAUUCAGCUCUGUGCGUUAUACACUGCCAAGCAACAAGGAGGAGGCCUCUAUUCUUAUUGCAGAUUUCUUUCAUUGGUGCCCAAGCUGGUUUGGUCUUAAAACAUUAUUUUACAUGUUUCUGGCAUCUUCUCCUGUGUGUACUACUUGUGGCUACUUCAUGAGCAGGAGAGCAGGGCAAUACGGUGCACUUGUUUGGGUUUUCUUUAGUGCUCAGUCAAACUGAGGCCUUCUACAUAUGAACACAAGAUGACAUAAACCCAAAAGGAAAACUAUUUCACUUUCACCUUUGGAAUAUUCUUAUUCACAGUGUUUGCUUGUGCGAGCCUGCAAUGCUGAACAGGAAGCAACUUAACUCGACUCAACUAAACUAAAAUGUAUCAAAUGUUCUUAUUGUAGGCAGGAGAGAAAAAAACCCACAACAACAUAUGAAAACAAGUGUGUGUAAAGCCUUAGUUGCCUUGUCUCUUUUCAACAUGACUUUUUAUCUUACCCACCAGCUGAGUAAACCGACUUGCCCCCCUUUGCUCAACUCACUGAUUCAGAAUCCUACAGUGUGUGUGUGUGUGUGUGUGUGUGUGCGCGUGAGUGUGUGUCUGUGUCAGCGCAGGUGCAUUAAUGUGUGUGUGUGUGUGUUAGAAUAGCUCUGUCUUGGGAAUAUCCCCAGUUUAUCCUGACAGAUUAGGCCGCUUAAAUCCCAGAGCGAGGGCACGUUGUUUCCUUGACCACUGAAGUACACAAGCAGAUUUACCGGCCAGCUCUAAUAAGGAAGGACCCUAACCGUAAUAACAACAACCCCCUCCUCCCCUUCCCAUGUUUUCUUCCAAGUAGAGUGAAACUAAACUGCAGAAGAUUACCAAAGACCAGAUUUCCAUGCUUAUGCUGCCAAUUGCCAUCAAAAACAAGUGGAGAGAAACAGGUUAUCCAAACUAUCCCAAAAGUCUGUUUUAAAUAUUGUUACCCUAUUUAUCCACAGAUGACAGGACCUUUUAACUAUUGCACACUAUUCAUAUGGUGUGUCAGUUUGGCCGGUGAGUGUGACAUUUAAACAUAUGCAAGUUAAUCCCAAAACACUUUAAAUAUCAAAUACAGCCUGCCCCACCAGGCACAUCUGGGUCCGAAGGGCCUCUUUGAUCUGAACCAAAUUUCAAGACACGUGAUCCUAUUUCUAAUGAUAGCACAAUUCUUCUUUUUUGUCUCCAUAGUGCUGCCAAGUUCUAAAAUUAAAAGACAUUUGAACUUACUAUAUGCUGUCAAAAAGAACCUAGAAAAACAUGAUAAAAAUCUGCGUUGUUUGGUGUUGUAAUAUGGAGGUGUUUUGGGGGUUUAGGGGGUCCUAUAUCCUCAGGUUUAAGGUAUUAGCAAUGUACCAAAAUAUAUAUAUAUAUAUAUAUAUAUAUAUAUAUAUAUAUAUAUAUAUAUGAGGACAAAGCUAUAUAAGCAAAGUAUAAAAUUGUUUUUUUUGGCAAUAGAAAAUCUUUAUAGGGUUACCAAUGGGGUCAUUUGAGCCGUUCUUUAGGAGUUAACCACAAAGUGGGCUGAAGUGAAAUAACACAACUGAUUGGGGUAGGGCUUCUGUGUUAUCCAUAAAUCUGUGAUCAACCAAUUUGCUCACAACGGUGAAAAUGAAGUAAGAGCUCUCUUUUCUCUGUUGCUUUACUGUCUGUUUGAAAAGAAGUGCAGAUAUAUUUUACCACCGUGCCAUUUUUUUCUGGUGUGAUUCAUUCAUUUUGGUAGGAUGGUAACGUGAUUCGGUGGAGAAUAUUGUGAAUUAUGUCAACCUCAAGAAUCGUUCAGCGAUCUCAACUUAAAUGCUGUGUUCAGUUCAUUUGGGGGGGGGGGCGAUGCAAACUCCAUCCAAUAAAACGUCUUCAGACCCUCUUCCAGUUCUGAAACAUAACUUGUGAUUCAAACUUGGAAGAAAAAAAUCAAAAAGUAAGACACCAAUUGAACAUCCAAACUUUCACCAAAGCGUCAUGUGACAUGUGCAGAUCAGGAAGCGUCUACCGUCAACCCCAAAUGACAGGAAUGCAGCAAUAGGAGGGAACCUUUUGAGUCUCUGAAUGUGCGAUGGAUGGUUAUAAUAGUACAAUAUUCUACUUAAUAUGUGUUAUAUUUUCGGACCAAAUAUUGUGUUUUUCUUUUGCAUCAAUUUAGUAAUAACUCCAGAUGUCACUGAAUUGUUUGUAUGUAAACGAUGAUGAUGGGUAAAGGUAAAGAAAAUGGGAGCUAAAUGGGGGGGAAAAAAGUGUUUUUACCUUCAAUUGUCCAGAAUGCUUAGAAUGAUUCUACAGUUUACAUCAGACUGCUGUUUGUAUCUACAAGAUAUAUUUUUCGUUUAAAUCGGUUCAAGUAAUUUUUUUAGGAAAGAUUUUUAUUUCUCGUUGGGAAAAGGGUUUCAGGGAUAGAGGCCCAUAUUGCCCCUGGUCACCUGGCCCAACCGGAGGGACCGGACUGGAGUACCACGGGCAAUGUGCUCAGUUUUAUCAUACUUUUUUUUUUUCUUUUUCUUUGGUCUUAUUUAUUGAUAGAUUUAUUGUGCUGUCGUUUUGUAUGGGAUAGAAGAGGGUUGACUCAACGUAAAGAAAAGGAGACUGAAUGAAAAACGGAAGUACAUAAAAUAAUUGUAGUGUAAAUCUAUCAAUGUCUUAUUAUAUUGAUGAACAUCAUGAAAUAUAUGUAUAUUGGAAAAACAGUACCUAUGACAACUUGUACGUUUGUGUGUGCUUCACGUGCUUUGUGGGUGUGCAGCAAUGGGCAGAUGCAAUUUUGACUGCAAUUCUGGGACCUUAUGUGACCUGUACCAAUUCGCAUAAAUUUAUUAUCAAUACAAA